ACUGAGGAGAGGUUAGCGACAGUCAAAUAAAAUAAAAGAUCAUUCAGAGAAUUAUCUUUUGGUGUAUUAAAACCAUUAGAAACGUUGCGUUAUACUACAUAUACGUUUUUUGUAAGCACCCUGAGCUGUUAACAGUGUUAAAACGUUAAAAUUAUUAAAAUUUAAGAAACCCUGUGUAUGAGCAUUAACCGAGCAUUUUAUUGGCUUUUUGGGAUGAGACCGAGCAUUUUAGUGGGAAAAAUGGAGCAUUAAGGUGGAGCAUUUUAGUGGGAAAAUAAAAGCAUAAUGUACAAAAGCCUUAUUGCUUCUACAACCAAAGGUACCAACUAAGCCUCCCCCACCCCUACCCCCUUGAAAAAUCCUGGAUCCGCCGCUGCGUCAGCCAGUUUUCUUUACUAUUAUUCCGGCAUAAUGCUCGAUUCUUUUGCCUCACUAUUAUGCUCAAAAUAAUGCCGGCAUAAUGUGUAAAACUCUAGUGUGGACGGUGGGCCUAACCGUAGAAAUAACGCGGCGUUUUCAGAUUCCUCCGGCGUAGUGUAGACGGAGCUUCAUGGAAGUCUUCGAAUCAACUGGUAACGGCUUGCACGUGAUACGCUGACAGCUGCACGUGCGAUACAAUCGAAUUACGUCAUACAUUUAUGAAUGGCUGGCACGUCGACAUGUUCGUUGCCCUCUUGGAGUGCCACGCCUCAGAUCAAAGGAUAAAUCAGGUUAAUCACGUGCCUUGUCGACUAUGAUACUGAUCAAAAUCCAUGUUGUGAACGAAAGGACUCAAGUGUUGCACCCCUGAGAGUUUCUGUCACCAUCAAGCUCCAGCGACAUUUUAUUACAUUCUUAUAAUUUUCUAUUAUGUCCAUUACUGACUGCAAUUUUAGUGUUUUUUUUUUUGUUGAAAUGUUUAUUUUCGAGAUUCAGACACAUGUAAUAAGAUCACCUUUUGAUGCAACAUUAAGUGGCUCUUAGCCUUGUUUUAUCGGGCGCACGGAGUAUUUCGUUAUUUAUAACAAUACUGUCUGAACAAAGAUCAAAAAAAUCGAAACGGCAUGUUUAUAUGAAAUAUUAACCAAAUGGAGUAGUUUUUUUUCUCGUGUCAAAUAAAGUGAUUUGUAAUGUUUAAUUAAUUGUUUUUCUCUUUACUCCGAAAUUGAAUAAUUAUCCGUAAUCGUCGAAUUGAGAAGCUACAAUUUUUUUCCAAUAUCUUUCAAAUGCGGAAAAGAACAGAAACGACUAUAACAAACGCUCUUUGCCCUUCGACCAAAGCUCUCAAUUCACCCAAUUUGUAGAAAAGACGAUAAAUUUCUACAGAAACUCAAAACAAAACAUGAAAAAUUAAAAGAACCUCGUCGUUGCUCGCUGCCAUAUAAUCUACAAUACAAACCAAAACGCAGAAAAAAAAAAUAAAACAAGACCUAAAGCAAAUUAAAUUCAUAACAGCGGACCACGAGUUACUAAAAAAAUUUGCGUGGCAACACGGUCACGGACAUACCUCGUGGAUUUGCGCAAUUUUUGAGCCCAAGCAGGUUUUAGAAAUUGGACUUGACACCCAAAUUAUUUUUCCGGGUGUUAACAAAGCAUUUCGUAAUUUUUGCUGGUAGCAAUUGAUUUGACACUUUAGGUAGGCCAAUCGCAAUACAGAAAUUACUGGUGGCAUGCAUAAAUGGAGUCGUUUUGCAUCAAUCAACGAAGUUUUCCUGCGGGGAGAUUGGAGCAGAUAAAAACCCUCCAGGUAAACCAGCGUUUCUUGGACAGACGUAAUUCAAGAUAAAUCAGGAGCCCAUCACACGACUCCUGGAUAAAUUGCAUUCAGUAUGAAUCCAGAUUACAUAAAUGCGACGUCGGCCGCGACAACCCCAGCAGCUCUCGUAGUUUGCGGAGAUUUUCCGACGGUUUCGCACGCACCUUUGGAUCUCGAGGAAACGUCGAAAGAUAUCCAAACGGAAUUUACAGCCUUCAUUCCACCUCUUCGAAAGCGGUUCAAGGGAGUCAAACUUGUGAUGGCUAUCACGAUUUCUGCUCUCGUCAACCAGCUGGAGUGCUUGUUAACCUGUCUUCUCUUUUGCAUUGUAAUCCCGUUUUUGUUGUUGGUUUUAGCCAUUUUAAAGUUAGGAAAAUAUCUGGUCGAACGUUACAUCGCGUUCACACGAAAAUGUAUUCCUUUUCGCGAAGAUGACGCCGUGUGGCAGCAAGAUCGGGCGACAAACCGCCAUAUCAUCCAUGCGCUGAUGGUUGUAGACGGUCCACCUGACAUAAACAAGCUUCGCAAGAUUAUAUGCGAACGACUUGUAUACGGAAAAGAUGAAAAGGGCGAACGAAUUUGUCCAAGACUGACGCAAGUUAUACAAAGGCAUUUAGGCUAUUACGUUUGGAAGGAGGACGAGGACUUUAGCGUUGAAAAGCAGGUUUUGAACUGGACAGGAGAUCAUCCAAAGCGCUUAGAAGAUCUGGAUGAGGCAAUUUCCGAAAUUUGUUCCACCCCGUUACCGGAAGCUGUUUCACCCUGGCAAUUUCUUGUGGUGCCGAUACUCGAAGAAAAUUGUUUCGGUCUGUUACUCCGCGUUCAUCACAGCGUUGCAGAUGGAGUCGCUUUAACGAGGGUUUUUGUGAAAAAUCUUUACGAUGUACCGCCACAAGGAGCAGAACCUAAGAAAUUCUCGACCAAGCAGCGAGUGUUCAUGUGGUGUAAAGCAAUACUGGUGGGCCCCUUAAUGGUACUCACAAAGUUCUUUUCGAAAUCAGACCGCUCCAGCAUUCAUGGGCAAGAACUCUGCGGCAAGAAAGUUGUAGCUUGGUCCAAGAAUGUUGACCUGUCGUUGGUUAAAAAAGUGAAAAACGUGGCUGGCACAACGGUUAAUGAUGUCAUGGUUUCGUGUUUGGCCGGAGCUCUGCAUGAUUACCUCAAAGGCCGAGACAACUGUGAUGGUGCGAAAUUGGACGACAUGUGGGCUUCUGUGCCCGUGGACAUUCGGGCUUCAACAAAUUCUGUCAAGCUCAAGAACAAGUUUGCUCUGGUCUUCCUUCGUCUACCGAUUGUAGCCAAAAACGCCGUGGACCGACUUCUAGCAACCAAGCAAAGAAUGGACAUUAUCAAGACAUCUGCUGAACCACUGGUGACAGCAACAACAGUGCAGAUACUAAUGAUGUUACCGGAAUUUAUUUCACGGCCUCUCAUAGAUUUCUUUUGCAGGAAGAUGUCUUGUGUCCUCAGCAACGUGCCUGGACCACAACAAACGCUGUACCUUGGUGGCCAGAAAAUUGCUCAGGGAAUUUUCUGGGUCCCUCAAAGAGCAAAUAUUGGCUUGGGGCUUUCCAUAUUUAGCUAUGGUGGGGGAAUUCGUGUGGGUGUGUACUGCGAUGAAUGGGUUAUUCCAAAACCAAAGGAAGUCGUGGAGGGAUUUGAAAAGAAUUUCUGGCAAUUAGUAAAUGAACUUAAUAUCAACGAAAAUCAAGGAGAAGACUGAACUGCGUUAUUGAAUGAUAGAAUCAGGGACGCCUUCGUUUCUGGGGUCUAGUUAUGUGUAGAGAACCAGGGGGGUUAAUCAUUAAACAACAUUACACAAGGGAGGGGGGACACCAACGCCAUGUUGAAGCUUGCCAAAAAGGGGGGGGCAAAGGGGUAGGAAAGAAGACUGGUGUCAGUUCAACAUAAAAUAUAUAUUUUGCUACGUUUUUCGCAGUUUUUUAAGUAUUAAAAAUUCGUGUCGCGUUGUGUUUUCCACAUUCAGGAAGGCAAAACAACGUUAUCUACUUUGAUAGUGUAAUUCAUUAUAAUUUCGUAAUCACUCUACUGAUGGAUCAAGAAUGAACACAAACUGCAAGAAGGCUACGUUACUUUUAAUGAACAAUUAAAUGCUAUCCGAGAGCCAUUAUUCUUUAGGAGCACGUACAAGUGGCGUUGGAGAAAGCCUUGAAUCAUUUUACUUAGUGAUCCAGUUCCUCUUUCUCCUUACAGUGCCAAUAAAAUGUCACGCGGACAAUAUUCUCUCUUGCUUUAAAACCAAAUUUGAAAGCCCAAGUAACAUUGACAAAAUUGUCAAUAAAUAAUUGUAACUACCGUAUCGCUUUUUACUUUGGAAUUAUUUUUCAAGAAAUAUAAAGCGUUUUUAAAAAUUUCUUCUGCCAGAAUUUUAUAAGCAAUCAUUUUAUGAGAAAAAAAUAACAAGUUUUAAUAUAUGUCAUCUUGAAUACUAUAGGCAAAAAAUAGGUUACAAUUGGUUUUUAACUCUAAACAUUUGUAUUCUUUUCUUUCGCCACAGUUUGAUUAGUUUAUGGUGGCGCAAAGAGGAAAUUCCUUUCAAUUUACACUAAAUCCUAUGUCCUGACAGAUGCAAAGAUCUAGGCAAGAGUCAUAUUUGACAGAAAAAUUGAUUAUAUUACAGUUACUGUUAAAUAUACAUUUGUUUUUCUAUUAAUGAAUUUUUCAACAAAUCAUCUUCCCAUUUCCGUCUGUCAAUAAACCAUACCUAUACAUAAUUGAAAGAACAGUCCUAAGUUAAUUAACAUUGCUUAUUUUGUGAUUGUUUUGCAAUAAAAUCUUUUGGUGUAAAUGAUGUGUU
Molecule: messenger RNA, 4553 nt
Organism: Orbicella faveolata
Lineage: Eukaryota; Metazoa; Cnidaria; Anthozoa; Scleractinia; Merulinidae
Product: putative diacyglycerol O-acyltransferase Mb3154c
Source: RefSeq, a predicted model, not a curated record